AUGCUUCUAAAAAGCCGCCAACCAUUUGCGCAAAGAGCCUCGCCUCUAAAUAUAAACGACAGAGCCACCAAUAAUAUAUUUCGCCAACACUUUCAGAUCCUGAGUACAUGCGCAAUAUUCCAUCCCCUUGUGACAACCGUCCCCGCCUCGCGGGAAUUCCGUCGACUAGAGGUUACCAUAAUAAAUAGGAGGUCGUCGGGAUACGCCUCCGCUUUCCUCACCCAGCUGACAACAAAGCGGUAUGAGUACAUCAUCUCAGCUCAACCAUACCGCAAGCAAGCCGGCUCCAGCCUCACUAUGUGCUUCGGUUUAUGCACUCUGUUUGCCAUCCCGCCUUUUUCUCUACUUCCUGUGCUACACUCGCAGUUGCGUCUGGGUUACAACAUCCUUCUCGCCCAUGCGGGCAACGCCACCGCAUGCUAUGAACUCGGCGAUGCCUUCAUGCAUGGCAUUGGUGUUCUCGAAAAUUUCGACGUUGCGAGGACACUGUUUCUGGCCGCUGUACAGAAGGGCUCGCACACAGGAGCUAUGUACAGGCUUGGUCUUCUCUGCGAAGGUCACAUAGACAAUGACCAUGGAGAUGACGAUGAAGAGUAUUGGUACCGAAGGGCUAUCGAGUGUGACGGCCAUGUAGAUGCGUUGGUCAGCUUGGGACGUUUCAUGCAAAAAAGACCUGAUAACUUUAGUCAAGACGUUUCAGGUCCUCUUGAUUGCUUUUCAAGAGCGGCCUCGAAGGGAAGCCCUGAGGGGAUGUACAUGCUUGGCAUCUUCCUGACGCUAGGAACGGCCGAUUUCGAGAAAGAUGUUCCGACAGCUUGCAAGCUCUUCGAAAAAGCCGCGGCAAAGAACUACGCCCCGGCUAUGUACCUUCUGGGGAUCCUGCUGGUUGCGUAUGGCGAUAACGCCGUGCAAAGAAAUCCCCGACGUGCUAUGCACCUGUUCAGGAAGGCUAUUAGGCACGGCGAAUAUUUGCCAAUGCGCGAGUUGGCACAACUGCUGGACUACGGAGACUAUGGGGUUAGACCAAACAAGAAGCGGGCCGCCGAACUGUACGAGAAAUAUAUCGAAGCAACUGAUGAAAGGUGCCUCGAAGAUUCUGACAGUCAAGAAGCCAUGUGCCGUCUGGCAGAAUUACUGCUGGGUGCCGACGGGGUCACGGUGAAUGUUGAGAUGGCAUGCGAGCUGUAUGAACGAGCGAUCUUUGGUGGGUACGUGAGUGCGACAAGCAGAUACGCCUACCUACUACAGCAGGGAGCGCAUGGCAUCGAAAAGGAUAUUGCGAGGGCUGUGGAUAUAUAUGAGUAUGGCGUUGAGAAUGGGGAUGUAGAAGCUAUGGUCUCCUUUGCUUGCACUCUAGAAAGUGACGGAGAGGGGAUGGUGAGAGAUGUUGCGCGAGCUACCGAGUUGUAUGAACGUGCUGUCGCUGAGGGAAGCACGGUAGCCAUGAAUAACCUUGGUCUCAUUCUCGUAUAUGGAGCAGAAGGUGUACCGCGUGAUCUGAAGAGAGCUGUGGAAUUAUUGGAGCGCGCUGUCGAGGAAGGCAGUGCAGCAGUGAUGAAUGUUUACGCUGGUAUUCUUACAGAAGGUGUGCAGGGGUUAGACCAGGAUGGGGCACGAGCAGUGCAAUUGUACGAGAGGGCCAUCGAGGACGGUAACGUGUACGCACUUGCGAAUCUCGCUGGACUGCUCACGUCUGGGGACAGAGGUGUGGAGCCGGACCCUGAGCGUGCAGUGGAUUUAUAUCAACGUGCUGUCGAUGCUGGCGAUGCGAAUGCAGCAAAGGGAUUUGCUGAUCUCAUGCAGUUUGGGACGGCAGGCAUGAAGCCGAAUGCGCCACGAGCGGUAGACCUGUACAAGAAAGCCAUUGAGGGAGGUAACAUUAUGGCUAUGCGGGGUUUGGCAUGUCUACUUGAAAACGGUGGGGAAGGUGUGGAGCAGGACAUCCCCCAAUCGAUAAAACUGUUGGAAAGUGGCAUCGAAGCUGGGGAUGCUUCUGCGAUGAACAAUCUCGCUGUUAUGUUGUCGUCGGAAACGGAAGGGGUGGAACUAAAUUUACCGAAAGCGUUUGCCAUGUAUGAGAGAGCUAUAGAUGGGGGUUGUGUACCCGCAUUGUACAAUUUUGCUAAGCUGCUGGGUAGUGGGCGUGACGGUUUGGAAGAGGAUGCAGCUCGAGCUGCAGAACUGUACGAGAGAGCUAUUGAGAAGGGGUUUUCGGAUGCAAGAGCUGAUCUCGCAGACUUGUUAAGGCAUGGCGGGAAAGGCUUGGAGCCGGAUGUUGUACGAGCCGCCGCUUUGUAUGAGAUUUCUAUCGAACAAGGAGACUUGGAUGUGCUGUGUACGCUCGGGCACUUGCUGAUGGACGGGGGUGAGGAUUUGGAGCCGGACAUUGCGCGAGCUGCAGCGUUGUUUCAGCGGGCGAUUAGUUUGGGGAAUUUGAACGCAUUGAAUAGCCUUGCUUAUCUGUUGUCACAGGGGGGCGACGGUUUGGAGCGAGACACUGCACGAGCGGUAGAAUUAUAUGCACUCUCCAUUAGUGAAGGCGUGGAAAGUGGCCCCGUUUUCUUGUCUGCAGAUGGAGAAUCAAGUGCGGAGCAAGAUGUGAUUGGGGAACGGGGUUUGCCUCCUGGCACAAUAGUAGGAAGAAAAGUUAUAGCAGCAUUCUGUUUGGCAGGACUGCUUUAUCAUGGAGCUGAAGGCGUAGAACAAGAUGUUGCUCAAGCUAUGAAAGUCUUGCAGUGUGCUGUGGAUGACGGUGGUACGGAGACUUUCAUCAUUCUUGUCGAUGUGUUUUUGCAUGGCACGAACAAGUUCGAAUCGGACGUGUCUAUUGCCUUAGAAAUAGUUGAACGGGUGGACUUACCGAGGAAGCACGAUGCCAUGGUGGCGAUUGCUUUGGUUUUAGUUAAUGGCUCGGAUGGCGUGGAGAAGGAUGCUAAGAGGGGUGCGGAUCUUCUUCGCAGAGUUAUUGACGAAACGAACAGCAGUUUCGCGAAGGUGGAGCUAGCUAAUCUGGUCAGUGUUGGAGAGGAAGGAAUAGAAAGGGAUGCCUCGGAAGCAUUAAGGCUGUACAACGAAGCUAGAGAAAGUGAACAUCCGAGCGCUGAUAUGAUACUAGAGGACUUCCUGGAUGCAGAAGGACGUGGUUUAACAGAAUGCGUUCGGCGGGUGGAGCAGCCUCAUGUAUUUACAUGCUUGAAGGAUGCACCGUGAGAUUCGAUCUUUUCAGGAACAUUUCUCACAUAGACAACUUCGAGCAUGCACACAGAGAUACCCCAUCUAGGGGAGAUAGUGAGUACCUAAAACAGAAGGCAGAGGAAAGGCUGCAGAAAAAUGGGAAAGCGACAGUGGUGCGGAGGAAGGGGUGCGGGGUGCUUGGGAUGACAACGCUGAUGCCUGGUGAUCAAGACAAGGAGGGUGCCAGUGGGCGGCACAAUUGUCUAGAGCGUAAGAGCGUGAGAUGGGACUGAUCAAGGCUGCGAUAUUGGUCCGGAACAAGAAGACGAAGUGGUCAGCGAUACUUCAGAUCGUUAUUGAGCUGAUACUUGCUGUGUUCAUGCAGCCGCGUCCAGCAUCGCGUGCGCGACAACUGAGUCAAAAAAGGACGGCCCUGUUGUACGGACCGGCCUCCGCCCACUUGAUGACCUCCUCGAUGCUGUGCAUACUACCAUUGGCGCCUGCUGCAAUCAUUUACAAGCGGGCCGCAUGUCUGUUGGCAUGCGAGUUCGACAUGAUAUUGGACCGAGAAAGGACUGGCAGCUAAUGAGCCUUGAAGUGCUGUGCAAGGGGUCUGCAAAAUGCAGAUGCGGCCUUCUUUCAAACGAAGUCGAUAGAAACGGAAUGCUUUUAUGAAACUAGACGGAACGCCCUGUUUCAGAUUGAAAGAAGUGGAAGUAGCGGUACGUCUAGCCGAAAUGUAGGGAGAAAAGCGUUGAGCCUGAUCCGUUCCGCCGCAUGGGCUUUCACAUGCUCUCCCUUCCCUUCGCCCCGUAACAGUUUGUCAACAAUGUUCACACGUCAAUUUCAAUAAACAUGUCCCUUUCCUUGA
Molecule: messenger RNA, 4045 nt
Organism: Chondrus crispus (carragheen)
Lineage: Eukaryota; Rhodophyta; Florideophyceae; Gigartinales; Gigartinaceae
Product: Sel1-repeat containing protein
Exons: 2
Coding region: 1-3210 (1069 amino acids)
Molecular function (GO): protein binding
Source: RefSeq, a predicted model, not a curated record